UCCCCCAAGCUUCGUCACCGUUUGGUCUCAGUGUAAAAUCCUUGGACUGGAAAAUUAGGGUUUUGGGACUCUCCUUGGGUGGGUGUGAUUGAUUCCAUAGAAGCAGAGAUGGGGAAGAAGAAAGGAAGCAAAGCAGCUUCGCCUUCCUCAGAUGAUUUCUUACAAACCCUCGAAGACUUCACAAGCAAAGAGAAUUGGGAUAAGUUCUUCACUCUCAGAGGCAACGACGACUCUUUCGAGUGGUAUGCUGAGUGGCCUCAGCUCCGUGACUCGCUUUUACCUCUCCUCCAAGACUCAUCUUCUUCUUCUUCGGCUUCGUCUUCUGGCUCGCUUCAGAUUCUGGUUCCUGGAUGCGGGAACUCCCGCCUUUCUGAGCAUUUGUACGAUGCUGGGUUCCGUGACAUCACCAAUGUCGACUUUUCCAAGGUUGUUAUCUCCGAUAUGCUUCGUCGGAACAUUAGGACUCGUCCCGAACUCCGUUGGCGAGUUAUGGACAUAACAAAGAUGCAGUUGGCAGAUGAAUCUUUUGAUACGGUGCUGGAUAAAGGUGCUCUUGAUGCUUUGAUGGAGCCAGAAGUUGGAACGAAGCUGGGAAGUCAAUACUUAUCAGAGGCCAAGCGGGUUUUGAAACCUGGGGGGAAGUUUAUCUGUCUAACGCUUGCGGAGUCUCAUGUCUUAGCAUUGCUCUUUUCAAAACUUCGUUUUGGUUGGAAGAUGACUGUUCAUUCAAUCUCUCAAAAACGCUCGAAUCUUAAGACGUUUAUGGUGGUGGCUGAAAAGGAAAAUUCCGUUUUACUGCACGAUAUAACCUCUUCUUUCGAUCUUUUAUCUAUUGGUCGCAACGAUAACCAGGUAAUUCUUAUUUGAACAUGAAUUUCAUCC
Molecule: messenger RNA, 882 nt
Organism: Camelina sativa (false flax)
Lineage: Eukaryota; Viridiplantae; Streptophyta; Magnoliopsida; Brassicales; Brassicaceae
Source: RefSeq, a predicted model, not a curated record